Paramecium octaurelia is the source of this 2817-nucleotide messenger RNA. Lineage: Eukaryota; Ciliophora; Oligohymenophorea; Peniculida; Parameciidae. The record is from the annotation of a GenBank genome assembly.
UAAUUAAGUAUGCAUUAGAAGACAUCUUCAAAUUAAAAGGUUUUCAACAAUCAAUAUCAGAUCGUAAAAAAACUAUCCUCAGGUUCAUUUGGUGUAGUCUUCCUUGGGAAUGACUUACUGACAAAAUAGGAAGUAGCAAUUAAAGUGGAGAAGGAGGAAAAUGAGGAAGUUCGUUCACUUGAGAGAGAAGUGCAGAUUCUAAAAAAAUUGGAUGGAGCAGAGGGGUUUCCUAAAUAUUUUUGGUCUGGUGAAGAUUAAGGUUACAAUAUUUUGGUAAUCUAAUUGUUGGGGAAGGACUUGGCUUAUCAUUUUAAACAAUUGAAGAAAUUCUCUCUAAAAACAGUAUUGACCUUAGGGAUCUAGGCUAUGUAGAUUUUAGAAAGGUCUCAUUAAAAAGGGGUUAUUCAUAGAGAUUUAAAACCGGAAAACAUGAUCCUUGGGGUCGGUAGAGAAAUCUCCAAAUUAUACUUAAUUGAUUUUGGCAUAAGCAAAAUAUAUAGGGAUUCCAAUGGGAAACACAUGUAAGAUUGAGGAAUUAAUUGAUAGAUCUUUUAAAGAGUAGAAAUCCUUUUUAGGAACCACAAGAUAUGCAUCCAUAGCAGCUCAUUUGGGACAUGAAUUAGGAAGAAAAGACGACCUGGAGUCUUUGAUGUACAUUUUGUUGUAUUUCUUACGUGGGUAUUAAAUUAUUUAGUAAUCAAGAUAGUUGCCAUGGUAGAAUAUGGUUAAUGUCACUGAUGACGAGAGAACAAAGAAGGUUGGAGAGAUGAAGUUAUCUCUUGAACAUGAGUUAUUUAAGGAUUAGACUGGAGAGUUACAAAGAGUAUAUGAGUAAAAAUUCUAAUUAGAUUUCAUAGUUACAUAAGAAGGUUAUAAUUUAAAUAAGAGCCUAAUUAUAAAAUGAUUUUGCAGGAGUUGAAAAGAGCUGCAGAUUCCACAAAUACUGUCAUAGAUGGUAAUUUUGAUUGGACUGAAAUUAAGUCAUCCACGCAUUAUCAGACAGAUACAAAUUAAAAUCUAAGUCGUAAUAACAUUCCACUUAAUUCCAAUGAGAUGAAGAAAUCUAUUGAAAAAUAACUGUCAGGUCUUGUACAACAUGGGUACUCCUUAAUUAUUAUUAUUCAGUUCAAAUAAUCUAUUGGCUCCACCUCCUGUAGGUUCUACUCGCAAUGCUUUCUAGAGAGAUGAUAUUCGUAAGAAUUCAAGUCUCACACAAUAAAGCAGUAUUAAUUAUUGCUAAUCUCUCAAUCCAAAUUAUUAGAAAUCAGUUUGUGAAGAACCAUUGAAUGAAGAACAAUAACGUUAUUAUGAUUUUGAUAGUGUUGAAAUAAGUGAGAAUUAAAAAACAGACAGUUCUCUUCAUAAAAAAUAUGAUAAAAUGAAAAUGGGAAUUUUUGUGUAAUUUAUUAAAUUAUAUCUUACCUAGGCAUUUUCUCCCAAAAACAAUAAAACUCAAAUGAAUUUUUAUAUANUACUGACAAAAUAGGAAGUAGCAAUUAAAGUGGAGAAGGAGGAAAAUGAGGAAGUUCGUUCACUUGAGAGAGAAGUGCAGAUUCUAAAAAAAUUGGAUGGAGCAGAGGGGUUUCCUAAAUAUUUUUGGUCUGGUGAAGAUUAAGGUUACAAUAUUUUGGUAAUCUAAUUGUUGGGGAAGGACUUGGCUUAUCAUUUUAAACAAUUGAAGAAAUUCUCUCUAAAAACAGUAUUGACCUUAGGGAUCUAGGCUAUGUAGAUUUUAGAAAGGUCUCAUUAAAAAGGGGUUAUUCAUAGAGAUUUAAAACCGGAAAACAUGAUCCUUGGGGUCGGUAGAGAAAUCUCCAAAUUAUACUUAAUUGAUUUUGGCAUAAGCAAAAUAUAUAGGGAUUCCAAUGGGAAACACAUGUAAGAUUGAGGAAUUAAUUGAUAGAUCUUUUAAAGAGUAGAAAUCCUUUUUAGGAACCACAAGAUAUGCAUCCAUAGCAGCUCAUUUGGGACAUGAAUUAGGAAGAAAAGACGACCUGGAGUCUUUGAUGUACAUUUUGUUGUAUUUCUUACGUGGGUAUUAAAUUAUUUAGUAAUCAAGAUAGUUGCCAUGGUAGAAUAUGGUUAAUGUCACUGAUGACGAGAGAACAAAGAAGGUUGGAGAGAUGAAGUUAUCUCUUGAACAUGAGUUAUUUAAGGAUUAGACUGGAGAGUUACAAAGAGUAUAUGAGUAAAAAUUCUAAUUAGAUUUCAUAGUUACAUAAGAAGGUUAUAAUUUAAAUAAGAGCCUAAUUAUAAAAUGAUUUUGCAGGAGUUGAAAAGAGCUGCAGAUUCCACAAAUACUGUCAUAGAUGGUAAUUUUGAUUGGACUGAAAUUAAGUCAUCCACGCAUUAUCAGACAGAUACAAAUUAAAAUCUAAGUCGUAAUAACAUUCCACUUAAUUCCAAUGAGAUGAAGAAAUCUAUUGAAAAAUAACUGUCAGGUCUUGUACAACAUGGGUACUCCUUAAUUAUUAUUAUUCAGUUCAAAUAAUCUAUUGGCUCCACCUCCUGUAGGUUCUACUCGCAAUGCUUUCUAGAGAGAUGAUAUUCGUAAGAAUUCAAGUCUCACACAAUAAAGCAGUAUUAAUUAUUGCUAAUCUCUCAAUCCAAAUUAUUAGAAAUCAGUUUGUGAAGAACCAUUGAAUGAAGAACAAUAACGUUAUUAUGAUUUUGAUAGUGUUGAAAUAAGUGAGAAUUAAAAAACAGACAGUUCUCUUCAUAAAAAAUAUGAUAAAAUGAAAAUGGGAAUUUUUGUGUAAUUUAUUAAAUUAUAUCUUACCUAGGCAUUUUCUCCCAAAAACAAUAAAACUCAAAUGA